GACCACCGAACAAUGGCGGCAUGGACAAAGACGGCCCGUCAAGCAGCGAAUAUGGCGCGGCUUUCCUCUCCCAAGUCGGUAUCCACCGCAAAACCUGCUUCCCUCGUCCAUCGGCGCGGUCUUGCCGGCGGCGGCGAUCAUCAUGGACCUCCGAAGGUGAACUUUUGGGAGGACCCAAUGCACCCAUCUAAAUGGAAGGAAGAACAUUUUGUGCUCGUCUCUUUAGCUGGAUGGGGGGCGGUUAUAUAUGGGGGUUACAAGCUCUUCACAAAAGGCAAAGAGGACAAAAAGAAAGAGAGAGUUGAAGAACGGCCACACUAACUUUCGGGGGACUGAAUAGAUGUGCAAAUAAAUAAACCGUGUGUGUUUUGGCAUGAUGUUACAGGACACCGUACUUUUUUAGGCAGUUUUUGUUGUACAUGGCAACUUUGUAACUACACGGUGCCUAUUCACUUUACCAAAUGUUGGUUUUGCCUAUAGUGGAUAUAUUCCUCCCGAUGUACCCAAGUUUGAAUCCUCCUCUGCACCUCAUAACAAUGAAUGGGCAAAAAUUUAUCUCA
Messenger RNA from Pyrus x bretschneideri (Chinese white pear), 560 nucleotides. RefSeq lists its product as uncharacterized. Bases 13 to 321 code for a protein of 102 amino acids. The transcript has 4 exons. The record is from RefSeq and is a predicted model, not a curated record. NCBI's taxonomy places the organism in Eukaryota, Viridiplantae, Streptophyta, Magnoliopsida, Rosales, Rosaceae.